This is a messenger RNA of Rhodotorula toruloides NP11, 1005 nucleotides long. Its product is annotated as oxidoreductase,Oxoglutarate/iron-dependent oxygenase family. The transcript is spliced from 5 exons. Lineage: Eukaryota; Fungi; Basidiomycota; Microbotryomycetes; Sporidiobolales; Sporidiobolaceae. The record is from RefSeq and is a predicted model, not a curated record. Bases 1 to 1005 code for a protein of 334 amino acids. Gene Ontology annotation, molecular function: dioxygenase activity.
AUGGCUCAGACAGGCGCCGUCGCUGUCGUUGACGUCUCGCAGCUCGAGGAUCCAACGGCGCUGGCGGAAGCGAUCGCUGAAGCGCUGGGCUCAACUGGCUUCCUCUUCAUCCGAGGACACGGCAUGGAGGAACAGGCAAAGGAGAUGUUCAAGCUGUCAGAACGCUUCUUCAAGGAGGAGUCGGCCGAGGAGAAGAAGCGCUGCGCCUACGACAACAACCGAGGAUACACCUACGUCUCGCAGGAGCAGCUCGACCCGGACCACCCGGCUCCCGACCUCAAGGAAGGCUUCAACACCGGCUUUAUCGAACGAGGAGACCCGCCCAGGCCGACGCAUCCGCUCCCCGCGCUCCUAGCUGAACAUGCCAGUGCUUUAAGCGAGUUCCAGCACAGCUGCUUCGAGUUUUGCCAGCGCCUCAUGCGCGCUUUUGCUGUUGCCCUUGAACUCCCCGCCGACUUCUUCAGCUCCCGACAUCACGAAGGGCCCGACUCAUCCUCGAUUCUACGCUUCCUACACUAUCCUGCCAUCCCGCCCGACGUCAAGGUUGCCAACAUCCGAGCCGGCGCGCACAGCGACUUCGGAAGUUGCACGCUACUCUUCCAGCGACCUGAAGGAGGUGACGGUCUCGAGAUCCUCCCUCCUGGUGAGCCGCUCGAAGGUGGACGAUGGAAACCUACGGGAAUGGUCCCGGACGCAGUCCUCGUAAAUAUCGGUGACGCCCUGGAGCUCUGGAGCGGCGCCCGCUUCAAGUCGACCCUCCACCGCGUCGUCCUUCCUUCGCCAAUCCCGCCAGAAGGCAUUCCCGAGCGAUUUUCGAUGGCGUGGUUCUUCCAGCCCACGUCUUCAGCCUCGCUCAAGACUUGCGUCGACGUGACCUCGAUCUCCGAAUACGACCUCGAGCGCAUGGAGAAGAAGGGUGUCAAGCCAGGCGCAGAUAUCACGGCGGGCCAGCACCUGCAGGCGCGGCUCGACAGUGUCUACAAGCUUGCGAAAGCGGCUGCUUGA